GGCCAAAAUUAUGCUUACGAUUAUAACUUUUUAUAGUAAUUAUAAAUAAAAUACAAGAAAUAAGCGUGAUCUAGAAUAUUUGUAUAAUCUAGCCAAAGAUGGAGAACGAUAUAAUAGAUGGUUUGAACGAUCUGGGCUAUGAAGGCCCACUCAACGAUGAAGCGGCAUUUGCUAAAGCCCUAGACGGUGGCCCUAAAUCCCUAGAAUAUACAAAGCUGGUACAUAUACUAGCCGAGGAACUUAAGAAGCUAUGUAAAUUAGAGGAGACAGUUAGUAUGAUGGACAACCCGGACGAAUCCAGCUCGUUUCUGCUCGAAUUGAGCUCAUUUUUAAAAGAAAUUGGCUGUCCGUAUAAGAAGUUGAUAACAGGACAUAUGUCAUCGAGACUCCAAACGCAUGAAGACAGACUGCUGCUUCUAGAUUACCUCAUCUCAGAGCUGAUGGCAGCGAGGAUGGUCAGCGUGGACUGUCCUAAAGAGAAACCGGGAAUGGAUAUUGUUAUGCAAGAAUCACCAACUGCAAAAGAUCUGAAGGACAUACUCAUCACUCUAAAAUUCAACAAACCACCACCAAACAUCACUCCAGAGGUUUUAUUCAAUAAGCUGGAGAUUAAAUUGAGAGAAACUAUACAGAAAGAAGGUGAAACUUUAGUAGGUAAGCCGCUAUACAACAAAGCGCUAACAGACAAAGAUUGGAAGAAUCUAGAGACCAUAUACAAUGAGAUGUACAGAGAGUACAAGUGCAGGAGAGAGACGUUGAUCACUAGACUGGAGUGUACCAUACAGAGUUGUGAGUGGUCCGACCGACUGAAAUCCAAGAAGGACACAAUACAAUCAGUGUACCGUCCCAAGAAGGACCAUCUCAAGGUAAAACCGGACAUCCUGCUGUCAGACUUCUUGGCGGCCAGGACGUCGCUGCUACAAGUGGAGAAGACAUCCAGCGCAAGCGUCAGGAAGAACACACAAAGCGAUGUGAACAAAGUGUUGAUUGGACGGGUGCCAGACCGAGGCGGGAGGCCCAAUGAGCAGCAGCCCCCACCACCAGAGAUGCCGUCGUGGCAACAGAGGUCAGCGCCACAGGGUGGCGGCAGAGGCGGACGCGGUGGGGGCGGUGGCAGGGGUAGCGGCAGAGGCGGCGGCAGAGGCGGAUUCAGUCAGGGACAGGGGCACCAGGGACAAGGCCAAGCAGACUACCAAGGCCAAGGCCAAGGUAACCAAGACCAAGGCCAGGGCCAGGGCGGCUACCGUGGCGGGCGCGGGGGGCGGGUGCAGGGCGGAUACAACCAGGGCGCCGAUCAGAGAGCACAAUCACAACAGCGGAACUACCAAACAUAUGAAGUGCCACCUGGUGGUUAUAGCCAGAACAACUACAGCAACCAAAACUAUAACCAGUAUCAACAACAGACCUACCAAAGCCAAGGAGGCGGCGGCUACACCAGCGGAUACCAAAGCAACCAAGGCAGCCAGGGGUACCAGAGCGGGUACAGCCGGUACCAAAACGAACAUGACGAUAGGACUGACAACAGACGAGGCAGAGGCGGGUACCAGAGACGUUGACAUGAUUAGUAGUGUAUAUAGGCUGUGUUUAACUUUAAGAUCGGUCAAACCAUAAAG
Aricia agestis (brown argus) is the source of this 1613-nucleotide messenger RNA. Its product is annotated as protein FAM98A. The transcript is spliced from 11 exons. Lineage: Eukaryota; Metazoa; Arthropoda; Insecta; Lepidoptera; Lycaenidae. Gene Ontology annotation, cellular component: tRNA-splicing ligase complex. The coding region runs from base 99 to 1556 and encodes 485 amino acids. The record is from RefSeq and is a predicted model, not a curated record.